Messenger RNA from Aspergillus aculeatus ATCC 16872, 3150 nucleotides. RefSeq lists its product as uncharacterized. The transcript has 4 exons. The annotation marks the transcript as partial. The record is from RefSeq and is a predicted model, not a curated record. Lineage: Eukaryota; Fungi; Ascomycota; Eurotiomycetes; Eurotiales; Aspergillaceae.
CGAAACCAGACGCUUCACGAAUGCGAAUUAUACUUCGAGGUCAUACAAGAGUUUGCGUCAGGAGGAAAUAAUAAUGAGAAGAGCCUUCUGGGAAAGAUCAGGCUCAACUUGUCAGAGUAUGUGGACAAGAGUGACGACGAUGAGGGCAUCGUCAGACGCUACUUGAUGCAGGACAGCAAAGUCAACAGCACGCUUAAGGUCGGGAUAGCUCUACGCCAGGUUGAAGGUGAUCGGAACUUUGUUACGCCUCCCCUCAAAUCAGCGAUGGUGUUCGGAGGGAUCGCCGGUGUUGUCUCUACCGAACAAGGCGAGCACGACGACCUUGGCAGGCUGCCAUCCAUAAAUUCCCAGAGCAGAGAGGUCACUGAUAUGCAGGACAUGUAUCGCCGUACUCUGGCCGCUUCUUGGAUUUCGAGAGCCGAUGACCUACCGGCGGAUAAGCUGAUUGAAGAGUUGUUUGCCGGGAGCAUCAGCUGGGCAGAGAACCAGCACUCGCCGUUUACAAACUUCACAGAUCACCACGCUGACCGACUUUCCCCGUAUAGCCGGACGGGCAUAAGGCAAGCUUCGACGGAUAAUCAUUUGUCGCCUAGUAGCUUCGAGAAGCGACCUCGGAGCUCAUCCAGCAACCAUUUCCGGAAUGAACCAAAGGUGUCCGAGAUGAGUUCGAGCGCGGAUCAUACUGGGAAAGAUGGGAGCAUCGAAAAACAACUCCAAGACAAUCCGAAAGGGAGGAGCUGGAAAAGUCGUAAUGCGGACCACGAAUUAUCCGAGUUCGAUGUCCGCGAAGACCUACGGAGUUGGGAAAUUGCAAGCAAAGACUUCAAGAUUUCGAUCACGCGAGAUUUCAGACUCCGAGAUUCAUCCCAACGCCUCGUCAUCCAUAUGAAUUCCCGGUCGUCGAAAGGAGUAGUAGGGCUCCUUAAAUGUCCGCUGCGCCCCUAUUGCAGAACAGAAAACACCCCUCCAUUGCGCAGGCGCAAUGUUAUUGCUCGAUUCAAAUCCGACAAAUACUCGGACGAUCCGGGCGACAGCCGCAUGCGUCGUGUCUUGAGCGAGAAAGAGCAAAUCAGACGACAGAAAUCGAAGAGCCACACGAUACCAAUCUCGGUGCGUUCCCUGGGAGACCCGGCUCAGGUCGUGGUUAUCCAGGAUCGCAAACGUCGCAGACGUUCGCAAAUUAUCGCAGAGAAAGACUCGUCGGAAGAAUCCAAAGGGGAGCAUUUUAUGCUGAAGGAACUGGAGAAAGACGCCGCUUUUGCCGAUGAAGAUCUCUAUAUCGCUCACAUUGACGAGCUAGGCUCUCCUUACCAACCCUACGACAAAUUAACACGCGCCGACUGGAAUGAUCUUAGAUACAACCUUCGCUCAUCCUUCAAGAUCUCACAACUCUCUGAUUACAUUCAACAACGAAUCGACAAGGAAGGCCAAGACACACCUCGGGAUGACUCUGAAGGCAAACACUGGCUACCUGGCGUGGUGAAUCUCAUGGAGUCGGUACCCAAACGUGCUUCUAUCCGAACCGGAGCACUUCAGGGUUUGAAAGGGAAGGAUGCUUUUGCUGAGAAAAUCCUUCGAGAUUGCUGGCACCUGAGUGUCGCUGGCGAAGUCGGCCAGCUUGAUAUCCUCAUGCCUGACACCGCAUUUCAUACGCUUUUGAACGCCGAAAACUUCUCGUUUGAGGAGCUCGCUGUGUUACACGAUGUUAAAAUCGAUGUCUCCCAGGUUUUACACAUUAUGAGGGUAACUGGACGACAGGAAGCAUGUGAGUCCAUCAGGGACAUCGUUCGUGACGCCACCAUGAGAAUAAAGGAGGAAGGCCUCACGUUACCAGUCAGCGAGAACGACAUAACUGCUAAUGCCCGCGUCAAAAGCCCUGACUUUUUAUCUUGGCUCAACAAGACUUAUGGGGUGACCUUUGAUGGGAAGACGUCAGAAACACCCAGGCGGAUGUUCUAUCUUGCUGAGAACAAACAGCAGGCGGAUGAUGCUCACAGGACGCUGCAUCUUGCCUGGCAUAGCACAAACAACCAUCCUACACCAUUCAGUACAUACAUGCCUGCUACCGAAAUGGCUAGCAUCAAUAACAUCGACCCUGAGCUCAACACACCAUGGUUUGAUCGACGACAUUCGUGGUUCAGAUGGGCGGUUCCACAUGAGACCGGCGAGGUCUUGACACCCGGCUCCCUGUUAGAAAGGCGCAAAUUGUUUAACAAGCAUCAAUCCCGUUUGUCCAAUGUGCUUCUCAAAUUGCUUCGGAAUCCCAAUUUCAACAAGACCAUUGGCAUCGAGAACCCCACCAAUAUCUGUGAGUCGGUCACUGCGGCAGUUGGAAAAUGUCUUUUCCUCCGCAAGCCUACCUUUGAGGAGACAUCGGUCAGCGCGCCUCAACUUGGCCGGCUGUCCCUCCCACGUACAUUCGCUACAGAUAUACCUCGUGCGGCACCGUUCUUGAACAAUCUGGUGCCUCAGAAGUCCGAUGAGCAACAGGUGCACCGCAUCCGAUUGGUUCCUUCAGCUUUCCAUGCCCAGGUCUUCCCGCAACUCGAGGUGGAAGUCACAGUGAAUACCUCCAAGUCUCCAUUUUACACCGGCCCUGAAUUUGCCCUUCAGGGCGCCAAGGUGGUUUUAGCUGAAAGCAAACUCGAUUUCCUUCUCCCAGAGAACGGGCUCGAUCUCCGAUUCAGCCGACGCUUGACCCAUGAGCUUCCUACGGGCUCCGCAAUUGAUCCAUCAUUAGGUGCACUUGAGGAGAGCCUGCGAAAGGUUUUCCAUCAGUCUCUCGAGUCCAGCGGUAGCGAAAUACCUCUUCCCAGCUUCACUCAAAUUACCCUUCCUCGUAAGCUUCUGGGCCAGACCCCGGCCACGGAAGGUGAAACCUUGACGGCAGACUACAUUUUCCUCCCGGUGAACGACGCCCGAGGCACUCGGGUCCACAAAUACAACUACGGCGGCCAGCAGCUCAACUACUCAUACUACGAGAGUGGGCCUUUCUUGCCUCAUCGUGUCACCGAGCUCUUUUUGAGAAAGGACAUCGGGAACCCUGACUCGGCCCUAUCGAACGCCGUUCCUGGCGCGACUGACCCCGUGGUUGAGGAUGGCUUCCAUGAAUUCUAUAAAUCUGCAUGCAAUUUGGCGUUUGACGUGGAU